Molecule: messenger RNA, 1125 nt
Organism: Nipponia nippon (crested ibis)
Lineage: Eukaryota; Metazoa; Chordata; Aves; Pelecaniformes; Threskiornithidae
Source: RefSeq, a predicted model, not a curated record
AUGGCGAAACAGGAGCCUAGCUGCCUCAGCAGGCAGCAGCUCCUGGCCGCCAUCCGGCAGAUGCAGCAGCUGCUGAAGGGGCAGGAGACCCGCUUCGCCGAGGGCCUCCGCGUGAUGAAGAGCCGGCUGAGCACCCUGCACGCCUCCCUGGCCAAAGCCACCCCCGAGCCGCCGGCCGCCUCCUGCCCUGCCCUGCAAGCUCCCGCGGACGGGAGGAAGUUUGGCAGCAAAUAUUUGGUGGACCACGAGGUUCACUUCACCUGCGACCCGGGCUUCCAGCUCCUGGGCUCCAGCACGCGGACGUGCCAGGCCAACGGCAGCUGGACCGGGCAGGAGCCCCGCUGCGCAGAGAUCAGCGAGUGCUCGAGCAGCCCCUGCCAGAACGGCGGGGCGUGCCCGGGGGGGGCGAACCCCCCCCAUCCCGCGGUGUCCCCCCCAGCUCCCCCCGCCUGGAGCGUGACAGACGACCCGGCGUUCAGCCGCCAGCCCCGCUGCGCCCAAAUCGACCGGACCCAGCACUGCAGCUGCGAGCCCGGCUUCCAUAUGAGCGGCACGGCCGCCAACGGCCUCUGCCAGGACCUCAACGAGUGCGAGGUGUACAAGCGGGAGGGGGGUCCCCGGCUCUGCGCCCACGCCUGCGUCAACCUCCCCGGCUCCUACCGCUGCGCCUGCCCCGCCGGGUACAUCCUCCUGGGUGACGGCAAGAGCUGCGAAGACAUCGACGAGUGCGCCCUGUCCCAGGAUAACUGCACGGGGGGGACCACCUGCAUCAACACGGGGGGCGGCUUCCAGUGCGUCAGCCCCCAGUGCCCCCAGCCCGCCGGCAACGUCACCUACGUCAAAACGUCACCCUUCCAGUGCGAGCGCAACCCCUGCCCGAUGGAGAGCCGGUCAUGCCACCAAGCACCCAAAACCAUCCGCUUCGGCAUCGUGGGCGGCAACAACCGCGGCCACUUCGUGAUGCAGCGCUCGGACCGGCAGACCGGGGAGCUCAUCCUGGUGCAGAGCCUCAAGGGUCCCCAGACCAUCCAGGUGGACGUGGACAUGUCCGAGUACCUGGACCGUGUCUUCCAGGCCAAGCACGUGUCCAAAAUCACCGUCUUCGUCUCCGCGUAUGAGUUUUAG